UCAACGAACCUCAACGACUCGGUAUGGUCACCAAUACGCAAACUGCAACAGUUGCGCAGGAACAACCACUGCCCGCAACACAGUUCUUUUCCGUCGAGUACCCUGGCUACGUGCAGCCUUCAUCUGUUCAUAUAGCACUUCGCAAUCUGGGAGGACCGUCGAGCCUUGAGAACGCCUUCAAGCGUGGAGCCGCUAAGAAUGAAGGGUUGCUGGAACUCAAUUUUCGACCAGGGAACCCGUUUGCCCAUCCAAUCCCAGGAGACAUCGUCAAUACGAGCAAUAUACUUUUCAAGGUGACAAAAAGGAAGCGUCGCAAGGUGGACAGUGACAAAUCUCCAGAUGCAUUCGACGGGGAUUACACCGUCGAGGCCAUGGGUGUCAUUUUGAAAACCGCUAGGUUUCGCAGCGUGGCGGAUUAUCAAUUUCAGCCUGACAUGUCAGAUCCAGUUGCUCAGCUGCGCAUCGCGAUGGACCGAAUGAAUGUUGAUGCCAUUAGGCGGUACACCAUUCCCGACGAGAAAGAGGCUUACAGUCUUUCACCUGGAGGGAGUAUUCAUCCAGGACUCGAUCCACAGUUGACCGAAGAAAUUGAUCAAACGCUAUCUCGUAGCAACUUAAGGUUGUUUCCACCAUCUCUUUUCAGCCGUCAGGGCAUUCCACAGAAUUAUAAUUUCAAGGCCAAUCCGGCAUCGAUGGUCACUACAAGCGUGGACGAGGAUACAGGUCGAGAACGAAAACGUCUCAUCAACAAGGGAAGGUGGAAAGGUUAUGGCCCGGCAACUGUCUCUUUCGGCGACUCUAGUGUUCCUCAAAACCCACCCUCAGGACUCUUACAAGCCCGAAAUACAAUUAAACAAGAUCUUCUAGAUCAAGUGGUUCAUCUGCUUGAACAACGCCCUGUAUGGACGCGAGCGGCGCUCUACAAUCAGUUCAAUUCUGCUGAAGUAAGAGAAAUACACAAUUCCAAACUCAUACUUCCCCUGGCAUGUUACAUGUUCCAGGAUGGUCCAUGGCGCGAUACACUUGUUCGCUUCAGUUACGAUCCACGCAAAGACCCAACAGCUCGUUUCGGGUUUACUUCCGGAACUGCAAACCAUCCGAUGUCACGGACAUCCGUCGUCACUCGGCGGCAAGAAGGGAGAUCUGUGGCCGCGUACAUUUCCAGGUCUAUGGAACAAGAAGAGACAGCAGGUAUCGAACAAAGGAAGUCCCACAUAUUCGACGGGCAAACCAUUACGAAGGAGACCGCUGCAUUCCAAUUGUGCGAUAUCAUCGAUCCCAUGUUGAAGGUGAUGAUUGAAAGAGAAGAGGACCUCCGGGAGACCUGUGAUGAGCGAGACGGUUGGUACAGCGCGCACGCACUGGAAAGGAUCAAGACCGUCCUUCGUCACAAAUUCUUUUCACUGCUGCAAGGCUAUGUUGCGACCAACGAAGAGUGUGAGGCCUUGCUCGAGCAGGGUGGUGGACAAAAGAAGACGCAAAUAACCCGCAGCGGUAAGAGGUUGAAAUACGGCAGGCAUAAUAUGGCAAAGGGGGCGCUCCGACCGGAAGAUGCAGCGGCUGCCAGAUUACAGGCUACCCUCGAGCGCAAUGCAAAGAAUCUCCAAAGUACCCGCCGGGUAGGGAAACACUACUUGAUACAUGAAUGUGGAGAGCGAUUCCCUACGAAAUAGGUCGGAUCGAGCGGGUGCAUAUCACGACGCUGCGACCUUUUGUUCUGCACGUGCUUUUCGUGAGCCAACGAGCGCGAACAGCGCGUUUUUGCGGAACUGGGCCAUGAUUACCAUCAAUUCCACGGUUCGAAGCACUUCGAAAAGUAUGAUAUACCUUUGGGUCAACCUGUGGAGUGGAUCAGUUGGAUUUCGAUGGAAAACGGUUGGACAUACCCCUUUCAUCGAGCGUGAGCGGUUAGUCGUUGGCCGCUUGAUACCGUUGCGGUGGGCCUUGCGGUUCUGGUUGUGAUUGGUGUGGUUCUUUGACUUGGCCAUGACGUC
Pisolithus orientalis is the source of this 1994-nucleotide messenger RNA. RefSeq names its product RNA polymerase III transcription factor IIIC subunit-domain-containing protein. Bases 24 to 1673 code for a protein of 549 amino acids. The transcript is spliced from 14 exons. Gene Ontology annotation, cellular component: transcription factor TFIIIC complex. Gene Ontology annotation, biological process: transcription initiation at RNA polymerase III promoter. NCBI's taxonomy places the organism in Eukaryota, Fungi, Basidiomycota, Agaricomycetes, Boletales, Pisolithaceae. The record is from RefSeq and is a predicted model, not a curated record.